Molecule: messenger RNA, 546 nt
Organism: Eimeria mitis
Lineage: Eukaryota; Apicomplexa; Conoidasida; Eucoccidiorida; Eimeriidae
Exons: 2
Coding region: 1-546 (181 amino acids)
Source: RefSeq, a predicted model, not a curated record
AUGAUUGCUUGGGUGUUCGGUACAUCCGAGAAAACACAUAUGGAGACUGAGCCGCCCAUGGAGGAGGCGCAACCUGCUUGGUGGCUGGAGCUGGAUAGAGCGGAGGCACAGCAAAAAAAGACGGAGAAGGGUUGCAGCGCCACUCAGCAGGCUGGCUUGUCGUCUGGUGUGCAGCCAAGUCGUGGUUCAGGAGUCGAAGGGCGGAAGGUGCGUUUCGCAUCUGAUCCUGCUGCAAACCCCAACGGCUUCUACGAGAACGAUGCAGAAUUCGUCAUAUCUCCAGCUCACCCCAAAUUACAGACUUCACUGACGCAGGCCUCUGAACAGAGCGAAAUGAUUGCCUGGGAACUCAGUGAUCUGGACGACGCAACGGACAUCCGUCGCAUGCUUAUUCCAACAGUUGACACGCCUCGAUCUUCUUCCGCAGGCAGUUUCUCCACCAGUAGUCUCGUAGAUUUCCAUUGCGGCAGUCAUACUUCCGUUUCCGAGCCCGUGUUUCGUGAAUUAUCUGACAGAUCUGUGCACACUGCCAGCUUUGGUGUUUAG